UCAUCUUUUGAUAUUUUACGGUGUUUGUCUAGACGCUGGAGUAUGAUAAACCAGCGUUUCCAUCUUUUGCUUCAUCUUCUUCCUAAUCAUCUCAAAACAUCUCAACCUCCUCCUCUCCUUGUUCGUCAUCUCCUUCUUCACCCAUCCUUCCUUUCUCCGUCUUCACACUUUUCCAGUAACAAUAACUCUUACUUGUCUUCAACUCACUCAUUAUCUGCUACUGCUUCUCAUUUUCUAAAACCCUAUUCUUCUUCUUCUUCUUCUUCUUCUUCUUCUUCUUCUUCUUCUAUCAGACCACCUCUCCACCCUAACUUGUUUCAUUAUCCAACUCGUACAGAUUUCCAAUUCCAAGAAAAACAGGAAGUUGAUGAUGAUGAUGAUGAUGGUAAAUACAAAAACCCCAGUGAUAAAAAUACGCAUUUGUUCAUCAAAAUUCUUAGGCAGACCAAUUCUGAUGAACAAUCUAUGGAUUUUCUUUAUAAAUCAAGCAUAAAACCCACUGAAACUUUGAUUUGUUCCGUCAUUUGGGAGUUGAGAAAUGAAUGGGAAUUAGGUUUUCUGGCUUUCAAUUGGGGACAUAAAAUUGGUUGUCUUAGUAACAGCACUAAAGCUUGGAUCUUGAUGAUAUGGGUAUUGGGUAAGCAGAGACAAUUUGGUGUAGCCUGGAGUCUAAUUCGUAAAAUGGCUCCAUCUCAAAAUGCUUUGCUUAUUAUGAUCCAAAGCUAUGCAGCUGCAGGUAAACCUAAUAAAGCCAUUCAAACAUUCCAAGCUAUGGAGAAAUUCAGAGUUACUGCUGACUCCGAGGCAUUUCACACUCUACUAUGUGCACUUUGUACGUACGGAGACGUCGAAUUGGCUGAAGAGUUGAUGCUCACAAACAAGAAACUUUUCCCCUUGGAGAUUGAAAGUUUCAACAUUAUUCUCAAUGGUUGGUCUAACAUCUCUCUUGAUGAGGUUGAAGCCAAAAGAGUAUGGAGAGAAAUGUCUAACUACUGUAUCACGCCUAAUGCAGUUUCAUUCACCCACAUGAUUUCAUGCUUCUCGAAAGUUGGUAACUUAUUUGACUCGCUGAGGCUGUACGAUCAAAUGAAGAAGCGGGGGUGGUCCCCAGGUAUUAGCGUCUACAAUUCACUCAUAUAUGUACUAACUCGAGAAAGCUGCUUAAAGGAUGCCCUCAAUCUCUUAGAAAAAAUCAAAGAGGUGGGGCUUAAAGCAGACUGCGCUACCUACAAUUCCAUCAUAAUUCCUCUUUGUGAAGCAAAGAAAUCGGAUGAAGCAUGUAUUGUAUUGGCUGACAUGAUCAGGGAGGGGCUUAGCCCAACUACCGCAACCUACCAUGCUCUUGUCGAGGUGGAGGAGAGUUUAAUAGGGACAUCGGAACUGCUCAGGCAAAUGAAGAAAACUGGCUGUGGUCCUUAUGGGGAAACAUUCAUCUUGAUUUUUAACAAGUUUUUCAAGUUUCACCAAUCAGCGAACGUGUUGAAGAUGUGGAUGGAAAUGAGAAGGUUAGAGAUAAUUCCUGAUUCUGCACAUUAUAAAGUUGUGGUUGCAGGGCUGGCAAAAUUUGGUUGGAUGAAGAAAGCUAGGGAAAUAUAUGAUGAGAUGAAAAAACUGGGAUUCGCAGAUGAUCCGAAGCUCAAGAAGCUCUUCCAGGGAACUGGUAAAAAGUGGUAAAAAGUGAUUAUAAAGUAAAGAAAAUAUACAAGUCUGUCAGAGAAGUGGUCUCGAUGCAAGGAGGUUGUGAGGCAGUAUAUUCAUACACCUUUUUCAGUGCACAUGUAAUUAUUGAAGAAAAUUAUAGAGGCUGGAAUGUUCAAAAGCUGGUGUAUUUUUCAUAUUCUUGGAUGCUAAAUAUAGAACAGUCUAGUUACUGACAUUGUGUUACAGGAUUUUGUUUUGGAUUAUAAGAAGGAUUAAAGAGAAUUUUGGCGAAUC
This is a messenger RNA of Papaver somniferum (opium poppy), 1935 nucleotides long. RefSeq names its product pentatricopeptide repeat-containing protein At1g80880, mitochondrial-like. NCBI's taxonomy places the organism in Eukaryota, Viridiplantae, Streptophyta, Magnoliopsida, Ranunculales, Papaveraceae. The record is from RefSeq and is a predicted model, not a curated record. Gene Ontology annotation, molecular function: protein binding. The coding region runs from base 43 to 1674 and encodes 543 amino acids. The transcript has 2 exons.